AGGCAGGAAAACCCAAAGCGUUCCUGCGUUGCUAUGAAGUUCCUCGCCAACAAGACACGCGUGACCAGAAAUGGCAUCACCGAAAGGUCUUUCGGGUAAUGAAGUCCGCAAGACCAGCUCCAGCUCGUGUGAGAUCCAGGAGAAUCUCAGCCUGUUCUCUCUGAUCAUGGAUCUGCUCACCUGUGCGCUCCUGUGGAUCUCUGUCCUCCUGCCUGGUCCUUCUGGUGCGCGCGCGUUCAUGCUGCCGGACAUCGGUGAGCCCGACUUCAUCCGCAGGUGCGUGCAGGCGCAUAACGUGUACCGCUCAGGAGCUCAGCCGCCCGCCGCCAACAUGCGCUCCAUGUCCUGGGAUGAUGCACUUGCAAGAGGUGCUCGGUCCUGGGCGAGACAUUGCAGGGCAUCCCAUAAUCCUGUGCUGAAGCAGGAGAAAAGGGCUCACCCGGAGUUCCGGCAUGUCGGAGAGAACAUCUGGCUCGGGGCUCCAUACUCAGCCUUUACAGUCGAGUCAGCAGUCAACAGCUGGAAUAAAGAGGGUGCUGAUUACACAGUUGGGAACAACAGCUGUGCUAGAGUGUGUGGGCAUUAUACACAGUUGAUGUGGGCGACAAGUUAUAAACUGGGCUGUGCCGUUAACGUCUGUUCCAGAGGAAUCGAAAACUUCUCCAAUCAUCCCGAGUCGACCAUUUUUGUGUGUAAUUACGGUGACGCUGGAAACAUGUUCGGGUUCACGCCGUAUAUCGUGGGUCUGGCCUGCAGCAAGUGUGGCGUGGAGAAAUGCAGAGACAAGCUUUGCACUGAUCCAAACCGAGACCAAGUUAAAAAAUAUGACUGGAUACCGGGGUGGGAUCUCGGCCCCGGCGGUUCGGCUCAGGCGCUCUCUGAUUGGCUGAUCGGCUCUAAACUGCAGCUCCUGGCUGGAUCGUUCUGGUUUCUUUACGUUUAUGCGAUGCACUGAAAUCACACGAUAAACCGAAUUCCAUUUUAGUCAUGACUUAGAUCGAUACGAUUAUUAUUACAAUGAUUAAUUUUAUUAUUAUUUGUAAGCGUGACAGGGAGCUGACGUGGCGUAAAUCCCUGCUGUGUAGGACUGGUGCUACCCUGCAUCAUAUUCUCAUACACUGUCAUAUCAUUAUAAUAUUCUUAUAAAUAAUCUUUUCACCUUUCAUAUGAAUACAAUUAAAAAAUAAAUAAAUAAAUAAACACAA
Ictalurus punctatus (channel catfish) is the source of this 1205-nucleotide messenger RNA. It is a transcript of the gene glipr1b, whose product is annotated as GLI pathogenesis-related 1b. Gene Ontology annotation, cellular component: extracellular region. NCBI's taxonomy places the organism in Eukaryota, Metazoa, Chordata, Actinopteri, Siluriformes, Ictaluridae. The coding region runs from base 71 to 955 and encodes 294 amino acids. The transcript is spliced from 7 exons. The record is from RefSeq and is a predicted model, not a curated record.